This is a messenger RNA of Pipistrellus nathusii (Nathusius's pipistrelle), 1389 nucleotides long. The record is from the annotation of a GenBank genome assembly. NCBI's taxonomy places the organism in Eukaryota, Metazoa, Chordata, Mammalia, Chiroptera, Vespertilionidae.
AUGUCGAAGGCGGCCGGAGGCGGGGCGGCGGCGGCGGAAAGUUGUCCCCCGGCCCCGGCCGGCCCGCCCGCCGCCGUGGAGGACCUGUCCAAAGUGUCGGACGAGGAGCUGCUGCAGUGGAGCAAGGAGGAGCUGGUCCGCAGCCUGCGGCGCGCCGAGGCCGAGAAGGUGAGCGCGAUGCUGGACCACAGCAACCUCAUCCGCGAGGUGAACCGCCGCCUGCAGCUGCACCUGGGAGAGAUCCGCGGGCUCAAGGACAUCAACCAGAAACUGCAGGAGGACAACCAGGAGCUGCGGGACCUCUGCUGCUUCCUGGACGACGACCGGCAGAAAGGCAAGAGGGUGUCCCGGGAGUGGCAGAGACUGGGCCGCUUCACCGCGGGGGUGAUGCACAAGGAGGUGGCCUUGUACCUGCAGAAGCUGAAGGAGCUGGAGGCGAAGCAGGAGGAGGUGGUGAAGGAGAACCUGGAGCUCAAGGAGCUGUGCGUGCUGCUGGACGAGGAGAAGGGCGCGGGCUGCGCGGGCAGCCGCUGCUCCAUCGACAGCCAGGCCAGCUUGUGCCAGCUCACCGCCUCCUCCACCGUCCCCUACGUGCGGGACGUGGGCGACGGCAGCAGCACCUCCAGCGCGGGCAGCACCGACAGCCCGGACCACCACAAGCAGCAGCAUGCGGGCGGCGGCAGCCCCGAGCACCUGCAGAAGCUGCGGGCGGAGGGCAGCCCCGAGCACGCCGCCAAGCACAGGAGCACCAGCCCGGAGCACCUGCAGAAACCCAGGGCCUCUGGGGCCCCGGAUCAUCCCAAAGCACUCAAAGGACCCAGCCCCGAGCACCACAAACCCCUGGGCAAGGGCAGCCCCGAACAGCAGAGGCACCCGCCGCACCCGGGCAGCAGCCCCGAGACGCUGCCCAAGCACGUGCUGAGCGGGAGCCCCGAGCACUUCCAGAAGCACCGGGCCGGGGGCAGCCCCGAGCACGCCCGGCACAGCGGCGGGAGCCCGGAGCACCUGCAGAAACACGCCCUCGGCGGGAGCCUGGAGCACCUGCCCAGGGCCAGGGGCACCAGCCCCGAGCACCUCAAGCAGCAUUACGCGGGGAGCCCUGACCACAAACACGUGGGUGGAGGCGGCGGAGGUGGCGGAGGCAGCAGGGAGGGCACCCUCCGGAGACAGGCGCAGGAGGAAGGGUCGCCCCAUCACCGGAACGUCUACAGUGGCAUGAACGAAUCAACCUUGUCCUAUGUUAGGCAGCUGGAGGCAAGAGUAAGACAGCUGGAGGAAGAGAAUCGCAUGCUGCCCCAGGUUGUGUGGAGGAAACUUGGAGAUGCUGCAGGUUCGUGUCCUGGGAUUAGGCAGCACUUGUCUGGAAACCAGUACAAAGGACCAAUGUGA